This is a messenger RNA of Pygocentrus nattereri (red-bellied piranha), 1658 nucleotides long. RefSeq names its product creatine kinase, mitochondrial 1 (gene ckmt1). The transcript is spliced from 10 exons. The coding region runs from base 156 to 1409 and encodes 417 amino acids. Gene Ontology annotation, biological process: phosphocreatine biosynthetic process. The record is from RefSeq and is a predicted model, not a curated record. Gene Ontology annotation, molecular function: creatine kinase activity. Lineage: Eukaryota; Metazoa; Chordata; Actinopteri; Characiformes; Serrasalmidae. Gene Ontology annotation, cellular component: mitochondrion.
GUCACACCUUCUGCCCUCCACGCAUUCACUCAAGGCAGGUUCUCACUGGUACCUGGUGGCUGCUUCAGGAGAUAAGGCCGGCCUCAUCAGACAACGGACCGUGUACAAGGAGAAGCUUUUCCAGCCUUCUUUUUCCAUCGAACUGUGGGAAUAUAAUGGCAAGCAGCUUCGCCAGGAUUUUGUCCUCUAAGAGGAAUGUGGGCAUCCUGUCUCUGGUGGGUGCUGGCUCUCUUACGGUGGGUUUCCUCCUGAACAGAGAGCAGCAUGUCAGCGCAGGGGCGCAGGUCCGGAGAGUGUAUCCUCCCAGUGCAGAAUAUCCAGAUUUACGAAAACACAACAACUGCAUGGCCAGUCACCUGACACCUGCCGUGUAUGCCAAGCUGUGUGACAAAGCCACUCCAAAUGGAUACACACUGGACCAAGCCAUUCAGACUGGCGUGGACAACCCAGGCCAUCCCUUCAUCAAGACUGUAGGAAUGGUGGCGGGAGAUGAGGAAACGUACGAGGUGUUUGCUGAUCUUUUUGACCCUGUCAUCAUGGAGAGACACAACGGAUAUGACCCACGCAAGAUGAAACAUCCCACUGACCUUGACGCCAGCAAGAUACGGUCCGGCCUGUUUGAUGAAAAGUAUGUACUGUCGUCACGUGUGCGGACGGGCCGCAGUAUACGGGGCCUGAGUCUGCCUCCAGCAUGCACACGAGCGGAGCGCAGGGAGGUGGAGCGGGUUGUCAUCAACGCUCUGGGUGGCCUGCAGGGUGACCUAGCAGGAAAAUACUACAGCCUUACACAGAUGACUGAAGAGGAGCAGCAGCAGCUCAUUGAUGAUCAUUUCCUGUUUGAUAAGCCUGUGUCACCGCUUCUGACGUGUGCAGGAAUGGCACGAGAUUGGCCUGAUGCCAGGGGCAUCUGGCACAAUAAUGAGAAAACGUUCCUGGUGUGGGUGAAUGAGGAGGACCACACUCGGGUGAUCUCCAUGGAGAAAGGAGGCAACAUGAAGAGGGUCUUUGAGCGUUUCUGCAGGGGCCUCCAAGAGGUUGAAAGGCUGAUUCAGGAGAAAGGCUGGGAAUUCAUGUGGAACGAGCGCUUGGGUUACGUCCUCACCUGCCCGUCCAAUCUGGGCACAGGGUUGCGUGCUGGCGUCCAUAUUACACUACCUCGCCUCAGUAAGGACCCUCGCUUCCCCAAGAUCCUUGAUAACCUGCGGCUGCAAAAAAGAGGCACUGGAGGAGUGGACACAGCAGCCGUGGGCAGCACUUUUGACAUCUCCAAUCUGGACAGGCUUGGCCAGUCAGAGGUUCAGUUGGUUCAGACGGUCAUUGAUGGUGUGAACUACUUGAUUGAGUGUGAGAAGAGGCUGGAGAAAGGCCAAGACAUCAAGAUCCCUGCCGCCAUCAGCCAGUUUAAGUAGACUGAACAUAACCUCAUCCCUACUCUACUCCUCCCCAUAAUGACAUACUGAAAUUAUGGUACUCUAAAAUCCAUCCCAUGCAGCAUGCCAUUUGUGUGUUGUGUCUUUGCAGCUCCACUCCUGUUGUACAAACAGAGUGAAUGUACUUUACUUCAUGAUUGUGUUCAUGUGGCAUUAUACUUCUGUCACAUAGUACUGUCACUAAAACUGAUUGUGUUGCAAUAAAGGUCUUAUAACCAUUGCUGAGAA